This is a messenger RNA of Rattus rattus (black rat), 1642 nucleotides long. It is a transcript of the gene Zfand1, whose product is annotated as zinc finger AN1-type containing 1. Gene Ontology annotation, cellular component: cytoplasm; cytoplasmic stress granule. Gene Ontology annotation, biological process: cytoplasmic stress granule disassembly. The record is from RefSeq and is a predicted model, not a curated record. The transcript is spliced from 8 exons. Gene Ontology annotation, molecular function: zinc ion binding. Bases 47 to 853 code for a protein of 268 amino acids. NCBI's taxonomy places the organism in Eukaryota, Metazoa, Chordata, Mammalia, Rodentia, Muridae.
GACGUACGCAUCGCUGCCCCGCCCCUGCCCUUGCGGCGGUGGAAAGAUGGCGGAAUUGGACAUUGGGCAGCACUGCCAGGUGCAGCACUGCCGGCAGCGAGAUUUCCUUCCAUUUGUAUGUGACGGUUGUUCAGGAAUAUUUUGCCUCGAACACAGGAGCAAGGACUCUCAUGGUUGCCCUGAGGCAAAUGUGAUCAAGGAGAGACUGAAGACAGAUGAACACAAAUCUUACCCAUGCUCCUUCAAGGGCUGUGCUGAGGUAGAGCUUGUGGCAGUGAUCUGUCCUUACUGUGAGAAGAACUUCUGCCUAAGACACCGUCAUCAGUCGGAUCAUGAGUGUGAAAAGCUGGAGAUCCCAAAGCCUCGAAUGGCUGCCACACAGAAACUUGUCAGAGACAUUGUUGAUGCCAAGGCAGGAGGAGCAGCCAGUAAGGGACGGAAAGGUGCGAAAAGCAGCGGAACAGCCGCAAAGGUGGCGCUGAUGAAGCUGAAGAUGCACGCUGACGGGGAUAAGUCCCUGCCGCAGACAGAAAGAACGUACUUCCAGGUAUACUUACCAAAGGGGAGCCAAGAGAAAAGCAAAGCCAUGUUCUUCUGCCUACGGUGGAGCAUCGGGAAGGUCGUGGACGUCGCAGCGUCUCUAGCUGGUCUCAGGAAUGAAAACAACAAGCUAACAGCAAAGAAGCUGAGGCUGUGCCACGUCCCUUUAGGAGAAGCCUUGCCUUUGGAUCACACAUUGGAAAGGUGGAUCACGAAGGAGGAAUGCCCUUUAUAUAAUGGAGGGAACGUUAUUUUGGAAUAUCUUAACGAGGAAGAGCAGUUUGUAAAAGAUGUUGACUCUUACUUGGAAUAGUCAUUCAAGGACUCAAGCCAGACUUUAUAAGCAGAAAUCAUUCUAAGUAGAUAGUCAGUUUCUUUUACUACAGAUACUUUUUUAAAACUCCAAAAGUUGCUGACUUAAAAUUUAUUUCCAUUAAGUCAUAAUUUACACCAUUAGUUUUCUCCUAAAUUCCGUGUUCUGUGUUUUAGAGUUAUGUGCUGAUAGUUACUCGCAGAGUGUUUUUAUUAGCUGCUCCUGGGUUAGGCUGCAGAAACAUUAACAAGCCUGUCUUUCCUGUUACACUAACAGCCACUCACUGGCCAUUGUGUCACGCUCUGCACAUCUUCUCUCCCAGGCCCUGCUCAUUCUACGCUCACCAUUCUGUGAUUUUCCCAUUCCGAAGCAGAGAAAGAUGUGGAUGGCAGACUCUUUGGUGGGGUCUUACAAGUGGUACUUGCCAUCAUUGUUGAAAGCACCUUCUAUGAUUAAGCCUAAUAUUAUGGGGUCAGAAUACAUAGCCUUACAGUAUACCUAAAUCAUGACGUAUGGAUUGCAGAGUCUUGCAGAUCCUCUCAUUCAGUCUUCCAGGCAUUUGGGUAAGAAACCACAAGUUACUUUCUUGGUAUCAUGUAAUUGCACUGGAUAUGUUUCUGGUAAGGAAUUUUUCUACAGUAGGAUUCAUCUUUUUAUUGGUAUGAAUGAAUUACAGAUGAGAAGACAUUGACUUUGUUACAGUCUUGCUCUCUGUACCAAAGCAAGACAAUUAUUGCAUUUUAUCUAUACAUUGAAAUAAAACCUCUUGGGGAAUGCUUUCUGUCUACA